ACCCUGAAGCCAUGGAGUACACAGGCAGCAGUUACAUCGGGGACUAUCACAAUGGCAGGAUGGAGGGCAAUGGGGUGUAUACGCUGCCAACAGAAACAAGAUAUGAGGGAGGAAUGAAAGAUGGCAUGUUUCAUGGCAAUGGAACCCUAUACUUUCCAAAUGGAAGCAAAUAUGUCGCUUCCUGGGACAGAGGUGCUGUAAUACAGGGUAGCUACAUAUUUGCAGAUGGAUUGGAAUAUGAAGAAGAUGACUGGACAUAUUGUGAUCACUAUGACAGACGCUUUUACACUGAAAUAUGUCAUGGAUUGAAACCAGCAGGUCGAUCUCAACUCACAAACCUGGAUCCACCUAGAACAAUUCCAGAAGGACAUUAUGAUUGUGGUGAUGGCUUUUAUAACCCAUUAACCAGAGUAAUCACUGGUUACGAUGGUGAAUUUCUUCGUAAUGCUGAUGAUGAUGAGCAUGAAUGGAUAGUCCGGACCUGUCGGAAGGGUUGGGAUCAGAUAACGGGAUACAAGCCUGAACUGCACCAGCAACAACUACCCAGAUACUCUUCAUGAUUGAGGGUGAACAUAUGGUACCCAUGAUAAUGCCUCACUGUAUCCUCAUU
This is a messenger RNA of Hemiscyllium ocellatum (epaulette shark), 610 nucleotides long. RefSeq names its product MORN repeat containing 5 (gene morn5). The transcript is spliced from 5 exons. Bases 12 to 560 code for a protein of 182 amino acids. The record is from RefSeq and is a predicted model, not a curated record. NCBI's taxonomy places the organism in Eukaryota, Metazoa, Chordata, Chondrichthyes, Orectolobiformes, Hemiscylliidae.